Carassius gibelio (silver crucian carp) is the source of this 1098-nucleotide messenger RNA. RefSeq names its product sperm acrosome-associated protein 9-like. The transcript is spliced from 3 exons. The coding region runs from base 386 to 1030 and encodes 214 amino acids. NCBI's taxonomy places the organism in Eukaryota, Metazoa, Chordata, Actinopteri, Cypriniformes, Cyprinidae. Gene Ontology annotation, cellular component: ciliary base; sperm flagellum; acrosomal vesicle. The record is from RefSeq and is a predicted model, not a curated record.
AAUUAAUAAAUAUAUUUACUGUUACCUUGGCUUGAAACGUUAGCUGUUGCUAAUUAAUUGUGCGCAUGCGUUUGUUGUUGUUACUGUUUGUUGCCAAUGGUAACUUGGUCAGCCAAUCACCAUCACGAGAGAUCACAAGCAUCAUACUCUUGUUACUGAGCAACGCAAAUUAAAUUACACAGAAACAGUAGCGACUUUGAUAAACCGUUAUAAUACGUACUAAAACAGGUAAGUUACAUAAAUAUUAAGUUACAUGCGAUGAAUACUAUUUCUUUAUACAAUAUGUUAAAAUCGCUCAUCUUCUUUAGAAUGAAAUUCUGCACUAAGUUCUUAUUCUGCACUUAAAUACCGCGGUAUCCAUUUUAAACAGGUUACUAACACUGAGAUGACUGACGUCAGAGAGCAGAUACUUUCCGUUGAGCAGAAGUAUAAACUUUUCAAACAACAGCAGUUUAUAUUUAUAACGGCUCUUGAGCGCUCGAGGGAGAACGCCAGGGACAAAACUGAGCCUGUCUCCACCGUGACACAGGUCCAAAGGUACAUGAAUCACCACUGCAGCAAUUCCACAGACAGACGCAUCUUCUCACUCUUUUUGGAAAUUAUUUCUGAUCUUGAAGGUAUUUUAAAACAUCUGGAGACCUCACUGUCAAGCAAAAACACUUCUAGUGAGGGCCUGAACACUUGCAGGGAGAUCCUGAGCCUCAACAGUAACAUCAGUGAGCUAAGAGCACACUACCCACACAAUGAAAUCAACCGGCUAAGCUGUGAUGAAGCAAGAAAUUUCUAUGGCGGGAUUGUGAGUGUGAUUCCACUGGCUCUAGACCUCCUCAACACCUACAGCAGAGGAGGUGCUCAACGUGUCACUCCAACAGCUACAGAAACAUCUCAACAAACAGUUGCAAAAAAUGCAGAGAUGGUUGAAGGCCUUGAUAAAGAUACCAGUAACAAACUGAGUAGAUAUAAAGAAGGUGCAGGUGGCUGGCAUGCUGGAAAACCAGCCUGGAAGCCACCGGGAAAUACAAGGAGAUAAAACACUUCUUUCAACACUUAUGCAUGUAUUGCAGUGAGCGGUCACACAAAGUAUUAUUAAAAAUACAA